This is a messenger RNA of Penicillium concentricum, 315 nucleotides long. Its product is annotated as Ethanolamine utilization EutQ. The transcript has a single exon. NCBI's taxonomy places the organism in Eukaryota, Fungi, Ascomycota, Eurotiomycetes, Eurotiales, Aspergillaceae. The coding region runs from base 1 to 315 and encodes 104 amino acids. The record is from RefSeq and is a predicted model, not a curated record.
AUGACGGCCCAUGGCCUGCUCCUGACCGAAAGCUGCCAGUCGUGCCUCAUCGUCACUUUGCGGUUUCUCCACUUGCUGAAAGGUGAGACAUUUCCCAUCAAUUCAUACAAGUUACAAUACAUCGGCAUAAAUGAUGCUGACAAGCUAUAUGGUUGGUUGUUCUUAGGCGAGCUGCACCUCGAGGAUGAGAAGGGCAAUACUGCUAAGCUCUUCCCUGGAGAUACGUUCUUUAUUCACCGUGGAAGCUCGAUUGUCUUCUCUACGCCCCGGUAUGCCGUCGCUUAUAAAGUUGGCGCUCGCUCCAAGAUGCACUGA